CAGAGGCUCGGCGGCCGCCGGACGGGGCGGACGUCGGGGCGGCGACUCCCGGAGCGGCGGGGGGUGGGGAGGAGGCGCUAUGGCCGACGUGUUCCCGGGCUCCGAGCCCGGCGCCGACCCGGAGGCGGCGCGGCGCUUCGCUCGCAAGGGCGCCCUGAGGCAGAAGAACGUGCACGAGGUGAAGGAGCACAAAUUCAUCGCGCGCUUCUUCAAGCAGCCCACCUUCUGCAGCCACUGCACCGACUUCAUCUGGGGAUUUGGGAAGCAAGGAUUCCAGUGCCAAGUUUGCUGUUUUGUGGUUCACAAGAGGUGCCAUGAGUUCGUUACCUUCUCCUGUCCUGGGGCUGACAAGGGGCCUGACACUGAUGAUCCCAGAAGCAAGCACAAGUUCAAGAUCCACACCUAUGGGAGCCCCACCUUCUGUGACCACUGUGGGUCUCUGCUCUAUGGGCUCCUGCACCAGGGGAUGAAAUGUGACACCUGUGACAUGAACGUUCACAAGCAAUGUGUGAUAAACGUCCCAAGCCUCUGUGGCAUGGACCACACAGAGAAGAGAGGAAGGAUUUAUCUGAAGGCUGAAGUCACUGGUGACAAACUGGAAGUUACAGUGAGAGAAGCAAAAAACCUCAUUCCCAUGGAUCCAAAUGGACUUUCAGAUCCUUAUGUCAAACUGAAGCUCAUCCCAGAUCCUAAGAAUGAAAGUAAACAAAAAACAAAAACCAUCCGCUCUACCCUGAAUCCCGACUGGAAUGAGUCGUUCACGUUUAAAUUAAAACCUACAGACAAAGAUCGCCGGUUAUCCGUGGAGGUCUGGGACUGGGAUCGAACCACCAGGAAUGAUUUCAUGGGCUCACUCUCUUUUGGGGUGUCAGAGCUUAUGAAAAUGCCAGCCAGUGGAUGGUACAAGCUGCUGAAUCAAGAAGAGGGUGAAUACUACAACGUUCCAAUUCCAGAUGCUGAUGAAGAUGGGAAUGCAGAGCUCCGACAGAAGUUUGAGAAAGCCAAACUUGGGCCAGCUGGUAACAAAGUCAUUACUUCAACAGAAGACAAGAACUCAAGUGUGCCAUCCAACAAUCUGGACAGGGUGAAGCUGACAGAUUUCAACUUCCUCAUGGUUCUUGGAAAGGGGAGCUUUGGGAAGGUGAUGCUGGCAGACAGGAAGGGCACAGAGGAGCUCUAUGCAAUCAAAAUCCUGAAAAAAGACGUGGUGAUCCAGGAUGAUGAUGUGGAGUGCACCAUGGUUGAGAAACGAGUGCUGGCACUGCAAGAUAAGCCCCCAUUCCUGACACAGCUGCACUCUUGUUUCCAGACAGUUGACCGGCUGUAUUUUGUGAUGGAGUAUGUCAAUGGUGGGGAUCUCAUGUAUCACAUCCAGCAAGUAGGAAAAUUUAAGGAGCCCCAAGCAGUGUUCUAUGCAGCUGAGAUCUCAAUUGGGUUAUUCUUUCUCCAUAACAGAGGGAUUAUUUAUAGAGAUCUGAAAUUAGAUAAUGUGAUGCUGGAUUCAGAAGGACACAUUAAAAUUGCUGACUUUGGAAUGUGCAAGGAGCACAUGUUAGAUGGAGUAACAACCAGGACCUUCUGUGGCACUCCAGACUACAUUGCACCAGAGAUUAUUGCUUACCAGCCCUAUGGGAAGUCUGUGGAUUGGUGGGCAUAUGGUGUGCUGCUCUAUGAGAUGUUGGCUGGCCAGCCUCCAUUUGAUGGGGAAGACGAAGACGAACUAUUCCAGUCCAUCAUGGAGCAUAAUGUUUCCUACCCAAAAUCACUGUCCAAAGAAGCAGUCUCCAUCUGCAAGGGGCUGAUGACAAAACAUCCUGCAAAACGCCUUGGCUGUGGUCUGGAAGGUGAAAGAGACAUCAGGGAACAUGCUUUCUUCAGGAGAAUUGACUGGGAAAAAUUGGAGAACAGAGAGAUUCAGCCACCCUUCAAACCUAAAGUGUGCGGCAAAGGGGCUGAAAACUUCGAUAAGUUCUUCACGCGAGGACAGCCGGUGCUGACGCCUCCAGAUCAGCUGGUCAUUGCCAACAUAGACCAAACAGAUUUUGAAGGGUUCUCUUACGUCAACCCCCAGUUCAUGCACCCCCUUGUAGAAAAUGUAGCAUGAAACAGCAGAACAAAUCCCGCCGUGGGGAGCAGUUGUAACCCUACAAUUUUUAGGCUUUCGCCUCGUUGAUUCCAUUUGGGCCUGGAAAUUGUAGGGUUAGAGGGUGGAAGAUGAGGGAAGGGCCACUUAGUGAGGAUUUGGGCUUUGCAGCAGCAAUGUUGUCUUAACAGGAGAUAAAUUAGUGUACGGUGCCCACUUUUUCUUCUAGAAGUCACCACUGACUUGUCGAAACUUACCCAGGUUUUGGUACGCUCGAUAUUUUGUAAUUUCCCACUGUCCUUUUGCUCUCUUUCCACUCCAUUGUGUUGGAAAAACAUCUGACACGUGGUCUGAAUGAGGAGCCCCCUCGAGUAUUUACUCCUUGGAGGUGGAUGCCAGGAGGUGGGAGCUCCUCCCCAGAGACUGAGCGGGGUCAGCUCCAGGGGGGAGAGGCAUUGCAAAAACAGCACUGAAAGUGUUUGUAGAAUAUGGCAGGGAAAAAAAAAAUUGGGAAUGGGUGGGAGGGGGAAUGAAAUCAAAUUAGACCCUGAAGUUUGGUGAACUGAUCCUGUAAAAUCCCAAAUAAAAGCACUGAGGUGGUGGCCGCGUCUCUAGGAUUUGUGCUAGGAGUAGCAUGUGAUAAACUCGAGGGUGAAAUUUUGUCUUUAAUAAUAAUGAUAAUAGUAAUAAUUUUAAUAAUACUUUUGUGAAUUUUUAAUCUCCAUGAGAUUAUUCUGUGAUCCAGGGUGCCAUUGUCUGUUCAGUUGGUUUCAUUUACACCACUCCUCAAGUUUACUGUUAACUGGUUCUAAUACCAAUAUUUUACUAUGAAAUUUAUUAACCUGGAAUGUAAAACAAAACUGUAAUUCCUUAUAUCUUAUUUACAUGUGUUUAUUUAUAGUCUGCAGUGUAGGACAGUAAAUUGAAGAAAGCAUUAUAUAUCCUAAAUUAACAAAAAAUGCAGCCCCAAGUGACUUCCUGAUUUUUCCAGAAUAACUCAUGAAAAUCAAGGGAGAUUUAGUCUUAAAUAAUCGGUUUUAAUUCAGAAAACUUUGGGCUGUAGAAUAAUCAAGCCUGAAAAAAGCAGCACCUAAAACUCGUUUUAUUGAUAGAAUGGAAUUUAAUACAUUUUACAUAUGCUUCAUGCAAUGAAUUUUGCAUGUUUAGUAAUAACUCUUAAUAAUAAGGGUUAAUAAUAAGCAGAUCUAUAUUACUGACAUAAUCGUAUCAAGCAUAAAGAGUAUUAUAAAAAUUUUAUAAAACAACUUGUGCUUUAUUUGUGAAAGUUCUUGUUCUGGAUGACACCAUUUAGGUUUAGCUAAAUGUUUUCUUGCUACUGUUUUGAUUUUUACUUUAGGUUUUGAAUAUUGUUACUGGCUUAGGGUAUAAUCUCUUUUUUUUAAAGUAGAUAUACUUUUAAAUAAUAAUUGCUACCUGCAGGUUUUAUACGAGGUUCAAUUAGGCUUUCAUUUCACAUCUGCUUAUUACUUGCAGAGAAGGAAAUAGACUUUAUUUGCAAUGAUGAAGACUGUAAUUAAUGCAAUCUUCUCCUCUCCUAUCACUUAGAUAAAAAAUUUUGAUAUUUCCUCAUACUACUUACCAGAAGAUAUUAACUCAAAUAUCAGUAAAUAAUGUUUUGUGCAUAUUUUGGUUUUGUUACAGCAUGUAAAAUAGUAGUUGGUGCAUUUCCCUUUUUUUUCCUCUCCUGCCUUGAUCCCAUUAGCAGCCACAGGCACUUUUUGUCUGUCAGAUGUGCAUGAUGAUGCCAGAAGCAUGAUGUCUCUGUUGCUGCAUGCAGACUGAUUACAGUUUUUCCAGCAUGUAAACAUAUUCAAAAAGUAAGAUAUUUGCCAUAAAAUACUUCCAUUUAUACUAGAAUAUGUAAUGGGGUGGGGUGGGAGGGGAACCUGCUUUCUAAUCAUCUUUUAUGACAAUAAAACAUGGAACCUGUGCCAAAGAUUCUGUCAGAAAGAUCCAGUCCUGCCAGGUGGGAGCCACAGGGGUGGGUUGGACCUGGGGGUGCCCUGGGGGAGCUGGGCAGGUGUUCAGGGAGACGUGGUUGGAUGUGAAGGGUGACAGUGUCGAGCUUCUGCACCUGCAGGGCCCUUGGGAAACGUGGCUUUGGGGCCAGGAUGUGCAAUUUCUGCCCCCCAGAAGUCCAAUUGCUGCCCUGGCUCAGUCCUUUUGUACCCCAGCUCCCACCAGGAGCAUCUUGGAGUGAUCAACCCCUGACAUUCCAAGGUGUGGCUCACGAGGGGCAUUGGCCAACUGACAGGAACUCAGAUCAUUGCCUAAACAAACAGGGCUCCAAGCUUUUCAAACAUUUUAGGAGUAAAAUUUUUAAACUGUUCUGUGUCAAAUAUGUUGUCAUCCAAGACUGGGAGUUCAUUUUCUCCUUUGUGCAUUAUGUACUUCAAAAACAAUGGGAUUCACCAUAAAGCAUGUGGCCUAAUGCAGCAUUCAUGACUUCUCUUCUCUUCUCUUCUCUUCUCUUCUCUUCUCUUCUCUUCUCUUCUCUUCUCUUCUCUUCUCUUCUCUUCUCUUCUCUUCUCUUCUCUUCUCUUCUCUUCUCUUCUCUUCUCUUCUCUUCUCUUCUCUUCUCUUCUCUUCUCUUCUCUUCUCUUCUCUUCUCUUCUCUUCUCUUCUCUUCUCAAUAUUAUUAGCCUGGCAAUGUUUAGUAAAAUGCUGUAGAAGACAAUAGGUUGAAUUAAGAUAGCAGAUUACUGGGUCUCAGAUUUUAAUAAAGAAGGGGCUCUCAACUAUGCCAGUCUGCCAAGAGGUGCCAUUGUGCUUGUUUUUAAAAUGUGAAGUGAAAAAGACACUUUUGAAAAAGGAAAAUGCUGGGAGAAAUACCAGCAUCCAGGUUUGGGGAGUAAGCAAAGCAGAACAGGGGCAGAACUGAACCAAGCCAGAAACCAGGCAGGAGCUCCCUUGGGGAGAUGUUGCCACAGUUCUGUUUUCCUGAUGAAAUCUGAGUUUUCCAAGGAGGUCCCAGUGCUGGCAGAGUUGUGACAGUCAGUGCUGUUGACACCAGGGCCCAGCAUCACAGGGCUGCUCUGACACUGGGACAGGUCUGGUUUAACACUGAGACAGAGCUGCUCCUUUUCUGGCUGCUUCUCAUGCCCAGUUUCUUCAGGCCUUGUGGUUGUCUCCCAGUUUUUCUGUCGUAGAAGCAGAAAUUCCUCUUUAGUGUCAUUACCUCAGGUCCCCGGGCUUGUGACAGACAUGCUGUCUUCUGGAGGUUCCUGAAACACUUAGGAAAAGGUACUGUGAACUCCUGGAUCCUGCAGGAGCAAGGCAGGGUUGGAUAAAGCAGGGAUUAGCUGUGUUACCCCUGACUGCUCCUCAUGGUGCCCUCACAUGCUCUGACCUUUCCUGAGAACUCCCGCUGGCUGCUCAGAAUCCAGAAACUUAUGGCAAGGAAAACCUGAAGAAUCCAACCAGAACUUUCAUAUCUUUUCAGAGACAGCUGUUAUUUAUAUAAUAUUUUUCACAAGAUUUGGUUUUUCUGGAGAACAUGUAUCAACAGAAGGAGAGGCAUUAGAGCUGCUUCUCUUUCACUUGUGUUUGAUAGCAAGUGUAAUCCCAACACCCACGUUGCCACCAAGAUUCCCAAAAGGCAAAUUGGAGAUUGUGCUGCUCUGAAGCUGGGGUGGAAGUUUUGGGAGCUGUAAUUGAAAAUUGUACUGCACUGAAGCUGGGGUGGAAGUUUUGGGAGCUGUGUUUCCAUCCCUGUGCUGGAGGCCCAGAUGGUUCCAGGGCAGCCCCAUUUCCGCUGGGAGAGGCACAGGUUUGCCAUGUAAAUCUUCCAAGGGGUUUUCAGGGAUCCAAUGGAAUUUAACUGGCUCCUAGGCAAAUUCUGUCAUUAUUCAGGCAUCUGGAUGCUCUUGUGCACCUUGCAGUGGCCAGAGCAGGGUGGUGGGAUUCCAGGACAACCAUUUCACCCACCGGCCAGGCUCCGUGCUCUCAGCAGGGCUGGCACAUGUGUGAGAAGGAGAGAGCACAUUCCUGUGAUAAAAUAGUCCUUUAUCCAGUUUGGAGGAGAAAUCCAAUUUGACUUUCUGAUUCUUCAUUCUUUCCAGAAAGACAAUUAAAUUUCCUUUUAUAAACUGAAGAAAGUUCUUCUGGAAAUCAGCUGUUAGUUUGAAAAAAACUCCUCACGUCUGAAUGCUGCUGGCCUUUGAAAUCCAUCCUGUCUUUUGGGGUGAAUCCAAUUCAGUAAUUCUGGGCUUCUAUAAAAUUAAUAAAGUCGAGCAAGAGAGGAACUUGUCUUCUAGCUGGAACGAUGACACAUCCAAGGGUGGAGUGGUACCAGCUGAAAAGUGUUUUCUGAGCCAGUGCCUCUGGAUGCAAUCCCAGCUCAAUGCCAUAGGAGACACAUGCAGUGAGCAGGGGGGCAGAUCCUCCUUAUUGUGCAAAGCAUAGCAUUGGAAAUAAUUAAUAAUAAUAAUCCAAUAAUAAAGCUUUGAUUCAAGUAGAAAGCAUAUUUACAGUAUCUCGAGUUUACAGUAGGCUUUUGGACCUGCCAGGAAACUUCUGGAAAUAUUUAAUGUGAUGUUCAGUUCUUUUAGUCAUUAGCAUAAGUUAUUGUACAUAGUUAUUGUACAUUUGUCUUUUUGCAGACGUGAGUGUGGGCUGUGCUUGAUGUGUCCCCUCUGUAGGUGGGCACUGAGCUGCCAAGUAGUCAAAAAGUAGACAAGCUAAAAAGCACAUUUUUCCCUCAGCCCCUCGCUCACAGACGGGAUCUGAAAUAGCUGAGUUGCAGAAAUAAGUAACAUUUGACUCCAUACAUGCAUGAUUCCCUCACUGUGCCAGUAACAACUGGGAAUUAAAUAAUUAAAUAGCCUUAUCAUGAAUAUUGUUCAUGCACUACAGCCCCAGGAAACCCUUGAGAGGGAGAGGCCACUUGUCAUCCUCUCUGCCUCACCUACCUCGCCUGCAGAAUGGGGUGAUGAUACUGACUGACCCCACAGGGAGGGCUGAGGACUUCUUAGGCAAUGUUUCUAAUUCACUUUUAACCUGGAAAGAGUUGUGUAAGUAUUAUUAUAAUUUUUACUAUGAAAUCAGCUUCUUGGAUUCACAUGGUACUGCUGGCUAUGCCAUGCUGUUUCUACUUUUUUAUAGAACUUUAGUAACUCUGCUGAAACCGUUUGAAGAGAAAUAAAAUCAGAUCUGACACGUUUCUUACAGAGUCUGGAGUCCAGCUUUUGUACCUGGAGUCAGGGUGUGAUGGGGAGUGAUGCUUGCUGAUUGUGUGGGUCAGCUGCACUUACCUCUUUGCCAGCUACUGAGAUUUUUAUGUGCAAUUUAAAAAUUCCAUGUGGAUGGAAGUCUUAGCAGAACUGAUAAUUGGAGGGAGAGGUUCCCUUUGGGUAAAUAAAGUCAGCACAGCUGUUUUCUAGCACCGUUUUUACUGACUCCUGCUGAAGGAGGAGCUCUGUUCUUUGUGCAGCUGGUUUGUCCAUGACAGGCUGAUAUUUUCUGUUGAUAUUUUAAUGUAUUUCUGUGUUGUAAAUGUGUCUUUGUGCUUCUUUUUUUUCCUUGUCUGUGACAGCGUAGCUCAAAUUUAAAAGAAAACUGCUCCAGAAGCUGUUUUUUUCUUCCACUGAUGUCAGUUGACCUAAAUAAAUAAAUUAAGUCUGUUAAUGAUUUGAAACAGUGCAGGAUGAGUAGCAAAAACAUUGACACAGCUGCCAUUGAAGCUCAUUUCUCACUGGUCACAUUGGACACUCUGCAGCUGAUAUUUCAUUAGUUUUGUAAUUAAUUAUGACAGGACCGUUUUAAUAGAAAGGAAAAUGAUGUUCAUGAUCUCUACAAACAUUUUCCUGAGAACUAUAUGAAUUUCUUUUCCUUCUCUCUGAACCCCUUGGGGUGACGCUGCCCAGGGCUCUGUCCCUCCAGAGCUUCACACACUCCUGGCUUAAAAAUCUUCAAAUUAACAAACCAAAGCCACUGCAAGGCACCCAGGGAACCACAGAGCUCCCUGGGUGCUGAGUGCUUGGCCAAGGGCCCCAUUUCACUGAAAAUAUUAAUUAUAUUAUGUUUGUACCCACUGUUGGCCUUGGAAUGUAAAAACAAUGCUCUUCCAGGAGUAAUAAAAAUUUAAUCUAUGGCUCCUUCCCCAAACCUUUCAUUUGUUCUCUCCCAUGUUAUCAAAAUGUAUGUAAAAAAAAAUAAAUUUCAAUAAAAUGAAGCUGAUUGCCUCUUUCUAAAAGGAGCAUUUCUCAACACUCUGUGGUUUUACACAACUAUACAGAGAACACCUGAAACUUCUCAAAUGACUGUAUGCUACUCAAUUUUUUUAAUCAUUAAGUAAUCCCACCUUGAACUCAUUAAUAUUUUUAAUAUUAUUUUAAGACCCAAAUGUUGUAUUUAUAUAGAGGAGAACAUUAUUUAUUUUCAUAUCAUUUAUCUGCAAGAUGCUACUAGAAAAUUUGGAGAGGCCAUCCAUUUUCAGAAGAUUUUUUAAAAACCCAACCAUUGGAAGUGUAGUGGGCAAGACUGAUGUACAAAUUACAGCAUCUUUUUUUUUGUUUGUUUCAUAACUCGCAGUAUCUUCAAUCUUUGUUUGCAUGAAAUGCUUUUGUUAAGUAUUAAUUGUAGUUUCAAAGCAAGUGUGUAUGAAUAAAAAUACUGAUCAUUA
Messenger RNA from Haemorhous mexicanus (house finch), 8726 nucleotides. RefSeq names its product protein kinase C alpha (gene PRKCA). Gene Ontology annotation, biological process: protein phosphorylation. The record is from RefSeq and is a predicted model, not a curated record. Bases 80 to 2104 code for a protein of 674 amino acids. NCBI's taxonomy places the organism in Eukaryota, Metazoa, Chordata, Aves, Passeriformes, Fringillidae. Gene Ontology annotation, molecular function: ATP binding; diacylglycerol-dependent serine/threonine kinase activity; zinc ion binding. The transcript has 17 exons.